Messenger RNA from Morone saxatilis (striped sea-bass), 1719 nucleotides. RefSeq names its product core histone macro-H2A.2. Lineage: Eukaryota; Metazoa; Chordata; Actinopteri; Moronidae. Gene Ontology annotation, molecular function: DNA binding; structural constituent of chromatin; protein heterodimerization activity. The record is from RefSeq and is a predicted model, not a curated record. Gene Ontology annotation, cellular component: nucleosome.
AAUUUUUCCCCUUUGCAGCAUCAGUAGCACAGAGCCAGCCUCCGACCAGACUACGCUGUUCCUGCUUGCUCUGUGUGUGUGUGUGUUUUUUCCUAAGGUUGGGAAGCAAGAUUACGCACAAGGACAGCAAAUAAACAGAACCAAAACAAAGCGCGCCGUCUUUCACCGUGUGGACGUCCGUCUGUGUUCCGUGCAGGAGCAUCUCUGACCCGCGCUAAACGAGGACUAAACAGAGUAGGAUGUCAGCCAGAGGAGGAAAGAAGAAGGCCACCAAGCUGUCCCGUUCAGCCAGGGCGGGGGUCAUUUUCCCUGUGGGGAGGAUGAUGAGGUACCUGCGCACCGGCACGCACAAAUACCGCAUUGGCAUGGGGACCGGUCUAUCAUGGGCAGCAGUUAUCGAGACCUGGCAAGCUGAGAUCUUGGAGCGGACAGGAAAUGCAAGCCGCGGACACAAGAAAGGCAGAAUAACUCCUCGGCACAUCAAGCUGGCGUCGGCCAACGACGAGGGAGCUCACCAGCUUCUGCGGGGGUGACCAUAUCAAAUAGGGGUUCUGCCUCGGAUGCACCCAGAGCUGUCCCCAAGAAGAGCGGGAGGUCGGGUGAAGAUGGAACAGCAGGCGUCCGUCCCAGAGAAGCAGGAAGAACGCUCAAAGAGCAAUAAACCCAUCAAAUCCUUCAAAAAGGUUAAAGGCAAACGAGGUCGCCAAGCCAAAGCACAGAGCACUGAGUCGUACCCAAACUCCACAGUGAAGCAUGGUCCUGGAGAUGGAUUCACCAUCCCCCUGUCAGCAAAGGCCCUGUUCCUUGGAACCAAAAAGGUAACGCCAAAGAGUGAAUCAGCAAAAUUCAGUACAAUCAAGGUGGAGGGGAUAAUUAACCCAACAAGACCGCAGAAGAUGGAAUCGCAAAGACGGAGGGGCAACGCCUGGAGAAAGCCGGGAGGCCGAGAGUUCCAUGGAGGAGUCAAGGAGCUGCGGAAAGCACAGCCUUUGAGGGUGGAAUCAGUGGCAGUGAGCCAGGCCAGUGGGAUGGCAGCCCGCUUCAUCAUCCACUGUAACGUCCCUCAGUGGGGUUCAGAGAAGUGUGAGGACCAGCUAGAGAAGACGGUGAAGAACUGCCUCUCAGCGGCAGAGGAGAAGAAGCUCAAGUCUGUGGCUUUCCCUUCACUUCCUGCCGGACGGAACGGAUUCCCGAAGCAAACGGCCGCCCAGCUCAUCCUCAAGGCCAUCUCCAACCAUUUUGUGUCGUCCACCAGCUCCUCCCUGAAAAACAUUUACUUUGUUCUGUUCGACAGUGAGAGCAUCGGAAUAUACCUUCAGGAAAUGGCCAAGCUGGACGCCAAGUGAGGAUUCUGGUUUUAGGGUUUGUUUUUCUAACUGUUGUCCGUUGCAGCCGGUGUAGAUAGGCGAUGCGGCAGUAGGGGUUUUGAUGUGGAAUCUGUCUCGGUUAAAGAGGAAAAAAACAAUAUUUGUGAGUGGAGUGCUGUUCACGUUUCUGUUCCACUGUCCCUUCAACAGAUUGCAUUCUUUAUAGAUUAGAUCAUUUAAAUACGUACAGUUUGCCAUUAUGGUUCCUUGUUUCAAUGAUGUUUUUACAUUCCAUGUACAAAUAUAACAGUUUUUUUCCUGCCCUCUGUAGUUUCUGAUACAGUUAGUUUACUAAAAAAAACUGUGGUUCUCAUUCUGCUUUGAAAUAAAAACGGAGAUGUUUUACACCAGA